AGAGAUUGGGGACUCAUGGAGAGAUUUCUCAUGAAUGGAUUCCAGCCACAGCAGCUGUCCACAUAUGCUCUGACUCUGUACAAGCACACAGCCACCGUGGAUGGCAAGACCAUUCUUGUGGACUUUUGGGACACAGCAGGCCAGGAGCGCUUCCAGAGCAUGCAUGCCUCCUACUACCACAAGGCCCACGCCUGCAUCAUGGUGUUUGAUGUGCAGAGGAAGGUCACCUAUAAAAACCUGAGUACCUGGUAUGCAGAGCUUCGGGAAUUCAGGCCAGAGAUCCCAUGCAUCGUGGUAGCCAACAAAAUUGAUGCGGAUAUAAAUGCGACCCAAAAAAGCUUCAAUUUUGCCAGGAAGUUCUCUCUGCCCCUGUACUUUGUCUCAGCUGCUGAUGGUACCAAUGUCGUGAAGCUCUUCAAUGAUGCAAUUCGAUUAGCUGUAUCCUACAAACAGAAUUCCCAGGACUUCAUGGACGAGGUUUUGCAGGAGCUUGAGAACUUCAAGUUGGAGCAGAAAGAGGAGGAUGCACCCGACCAAGACCAGAGUAGCAGGAUCGAACGCCCAUCCCCCUCCUGAUCAGAGGGCUGCCUCUCAUGGCUGACUUGGGGAUGUAUGGGGGAGCCUUUGGGAAUACCCCUCCAGCUCUGAAUGGAAAAUCUCCUGGCCACCCCUGCUCAGCCUCCCAUAAACUCGCCCUAUAAUAUAGGAUGAGAUUAGCAAUAGCAUCCUGGACAGGUAUGUGGUCCCCCAGAGCUGCUGGCAACAGAAUUAGGGAUUGGUGUCUUUCAUACCUCCCAUCCCACCCUGAGCUGGCCAGUGGAAGGAACCAGAAAACAUAAUUGGGUGUCUCUUCACAGUAAACACACAUUUAGGUGGUUCUUGUUUUUUGUUUUUUCUUCCCCAGAUUGACCUCAGGGAAUGUACCUUGCAUUUCUUACAAGAGAAUGAUUGCUAUUCCCUGAUUACCCCAGGCCCCCACUGCAGAAUGUGUAAGGCCUUGUCCUUUUUCCCCUGUAGUCUCCUCAGUCAACUUUUUUAAAGAUGUGUUUGAACAGACAGCUAUUCAUUCCAAGUUUUUGAGCACCUAAAAAUUUCAGGAGCUCUUGUAGGUCAGGCCAAAAUCACAGGAACAGGUUUGCCAUUAAAAUUAAAUAAUAGCAGGUAACAAGUCUAGCCAUACUUGGUCAUAUAAAUACACAAAGGAAAGUAAACAGUACUGGCUGUAAACAGCCAGACCAUGAGAAUACCUAUUUUGAUUAUAAGAAAGCAACUUUCAGAACUGCUCCCUUUGAAGCCUCUCUAUCAGCUUGGGAGUUAUUCCUUCAUUUCUCUAGGACAAAUGAGAUCUUGUGCCUCCCAGGGGUGGCCGAGGACUGCAGAGGAAGAGCUGUUCAGCUGCCUUUGAGCCAUGCCCGUGUCCAAGGCUUGCUAGUGUGCUUUUAGGAUCAUCUUGGGCAUCAUUUGCAUUGGGGUCCUUAAUUUAUUGUCUGUAUUAUUUCUGUGUUUACAUUAAAGAUUGAAUUACAAAA
Messenger RNA from Marmota monax (woodchuck), 1529 nucleotides. Its product is annotated as rab-like protein 2A. Gene Ontology annotation, cellular component: Golgi apparatus; endosome. The coding region runs from base 16 to 576 and encodes 186 amino acids. The transcript has a single exon. Lineage: Eukaryota; Metazoa; Chordata; Mammalia; Rodentia; Sciuridae. Gene Ontology annotation, molecular function: GTP binding; GTPase activity. The record is from RefSeq and is a predicted model, not a curated record.